AUUCAAUCAGAUUGUGUGCUUUGAUCACCUGGGCCAGUAGAAUGGCUAAUGUAGAGCAGAGGGUUAAUGGCCCUACUUAUUGUGAAUUCAAGGUGGAAAAUUAUGAUCCUGAUGAUCCCGAAUAUCAACGACAGUUAUGGAGACGACCUGACAUUGAACAAGACAUGAAAGAGAUGGAAAGGAGAAAAAGAGUAGAAACAAUUAUGAAUAGCCAGAUGUUUCGAGAAGAACUUGAGAGAAUAAUUGAGUCUCGGAUGAAUGAUGGAUCUGGCACUAACAGCUUAACUGCUCUUAAACAAGUUUCAGAUCUUCUCCUUCCUCCUGCCUCUCGUAUUUCUUCUGCUCUGCAUACUGCUCGCUGUCUUCUGCCUAUUAAUGACAUCAGAGGAGUGGAUAGUUUACGUUAUGCUAAGGGUGAGAAAAUACUGAGAUGCAAGCUUGCUUCUGUCUAUCGGCUAGUGGAUCUGUAUGGGUGGUCUGAUUCUAUCUACAAUCAUAUUACAGCUCGAGUUAGCCAGGACCAAGAACAUUUCCUUCUGAACCCCUUUGGCCUCCAGUACCAUGAAGUCACGGCCUCAUCACUUCUAAAGGUCGACAUGCAGGGUAAUGUUAUUGACCAGGGUUCCAGUAGCUUCAACUUUAACCGGGCAGGUUUCAUGCUUCACUCAGCCAUUCAUGCUGCUCGUCCAGACAUAAGGGCUAUAAUUCACAUUCACUAUCCUCCUUGUGUUGCAGUGUCAGCAACAAAAUGUGGACUUCUCCCUAUUAGUCAAGAGGCAGCAAUUGUUGGUGAUGUCAGUUAUCAUAACUAUCAAGGGAUUCUGGUGAAUCCAGCAGAAAGAGAAGCAUUAGCCCGAAAUUUGGGACCUAUCAACAAGGUUAUGUUCCUGAGGAAUCAUGGGGUUGUUGUUUGUGGUGAAUCACUUGAGGAAGCUGUUUUCCAGCUACGCAAUGUUGUCACAGCUUGUAAAACACAGGUUCGUCUUAUGCCUCUAGGCAUAGAAAAUAUCCAGAUUAUGUCUGAAGAAGCCCAAAAAAAGGUUAGAGACAUGGUGAGAUCUGGUGGUCAGCAUGUGCAGGGUAAAACAGAUGAUGCCUUGAAUGGUGAUGAGGACAAGGAGAAAGCAGAGCCUAAAGAGAAGCCAAAGAAAGCCAGAGUUUGGGAUUUGGAGUUUGAGGCCCAAAUGAGGAUGCUAGAUAAUGCUGGAUUCAGAAGUGGGUACAGUUACAGGCACCCAUUGUUGAGGUCAGAAGCUCCAAGAACCAAAAAUGAUGUAGAAAUCCCACCAGCAGCAUCAUCAUUAGCUCAGUUUUUGGAAGAGGAGAAAUGGUUAAGUCCACUAAAGAAGUUAUUGGAAGGAAAGAAAGCCCAGGACAGACUGUGUUGGAUUAAUUCACCCAAUGUAUAUCAGAAAGUUGAAAUUUUGGAAACUGGCACAAGUGAUCCCAAAAAAAUAACAAAGUGGGUAGAAGUGGAUGGGAAUGGGGACAAUGACUCAUGGGUACAGGAAGGAUCACCAUCCCAUAGCUCUUCUGUAAAAAUAGAGAGUACUCAUCAGUUUCUCCCCAAGAAUACUGGUGAUCCGAAAGAAUUUAAACAGAAACAAAAAGAGAUAAAAGCCAAUAGAAUGAAGUCUACAAUAACAGCUGGACCACAGUCUCACAUUCUUGAAGGAGUCUCCUGGGAGGAGGCUAAAAACCUGCAGGAUGCCAGGAUUAGUGGUGUUGGUGAUCAGGUAAUAUUAGUUGGAGCUGCAUCCAAGGGAAUCAUCCAGCGAGAAUUCCAACACAAUGCCAUGGUUUAUAAGACUGCGUAUGCAAAGAAUCCGUUUGAUAAUAUCACAGAUCAGGAACUAGAAGAAUACCGUAGGGUUGUUGAGAAAAAACAAAAGGGAGAACUAGUGGAGGAGGAAAUACCAGAAGAAAUAAAACAUCUGUUGAUAGAACCAGUGGCAGUACCAGAACAUCAACAACCAGUUGUGACAACCCCUGCAGACUCGCGAUCACCUCCUCAUUCUCCCACUACCCCUGUCUCUGAAGAUGAAGGCACUCGUAGAGUUGAUACAGAUACCACCCAAAAACAAUCUCAGCAGAAAACACCAGAGCUGCAGAUAAUCGUCACUGACGUUUUUGACGCCUCGAAUGAUCCAAGUGUUCAACGUUCUCACUCUGUCCGACUAUCACCAGAAGCUGCUGAGAGUGAACAUGAGAAGUACUUCCAACGUCGUGCUUUUUCAGAACGUAAGCCUAAACAAAAAUCCAGUGAUACUGCAGUAAAUGGAGAAAAGUUGAGGUCAACAGAAAGUGGAGAUGUAUCAGCUGCUUCUCGCAGCAGUAAAGAGGGAUCUCCAGCCAAGGAUAUUAGUGAAGGAUCACUUAAAAAAGACAAGAAGAAGAAAAAGGGCUUGAGAACUCCAUCUUUUCUGAAAAAGAAGAAGCAUAAGAAAGAAAAAGAAGACAAAGAAAAGGAAAAAGAAAAGUCUGCUGCAUAAACAUAGGAUUUUGGUGCAAGCCUUCCAGUCUCAGUCUUGUUGUUCAGUGAAACCUUCCACCUCUUUAUAUGCUUCUGUUGCCAUGGGUACAGUUGAAAGUUAGUAUUUGAUGAGCAGCAGUGUUGUGGACAUCAUUAAAUGAAGGUUAUCUUUUCUUUAAACUGAUGUUGAGACUAGGCAGCACAUCCACAAAACUUGCACAGUAAAAAGAAAAGUGGCAAGACAUGAUGUAAUAUUUAGCUUUGUUGUAUACAAACUUUUAAUAUUUGCUGGUUUUGAGCUUUAGGAAUAAGCAGAUGUUGGCUUCUUUAUUUUGACUGAAGAGGAUUUUCUUUGAAUACAGUUAUUUUUUAACGAGUGCCUGUGAAAAGAUUUUUUUUUCCACAUCAUUACUUCUUCACAAUCUACAGAAAGCUUUUUAACCAGUUCUUUUUUUUUUUUGUAAUAUUUGAUAAUAAAGUACUUGUAUAUUGGGUUUUUAUCAUGUAAAUGUGGUUUUGUUUUACCUUUGGUUUCAUUGCUAUGUUCCUUACAAUAAUAAUGUUUGUGAAUUGUCUGCUCCUGCCUGGUUGCUUAGUAUGUUUCUAUGAGAAUGAAGGUAGGCAGCUUCUCAAUCCUUGCUUAAGUUUUGCCUAGAAAUUGGUAAUUUUUUUCUUUUUGUUAGAUCAGUGUAUUAACAGACUACUUCUGUUUUAUGUUUUAGUCUAAAUAAGUAUUAUAUGCAUUUUUCACUGAACCCUGUGCUAAAGCCAGCCUGUGCUAGGUGCUACUUAGCAAAACCAUUUCUGGUUUCCAUGCUUGUCUGGGCUUUUAAGUAAUAUUUUAUUUACGAUGAUUUUAACUUCUUCAAUUAUGUAGUAUUCUUUAUUAUUAUUAUUAUUAUUAUUAUAUAUUUUUUAUUUUUUUAGUAAUUAAAAGUAAAAAAUUUUUUUUUUUGACAAUCUUUGUAUUCUUUCACAUCCAUUUCCUUAAGUAUUAAACAUUUAGUUUAGAAAAUUAUUUCAAUUUAAAACUGUUUGGUAAAGUAUAGAAAAAUUGUAUUAUAUUUUUGAUGACAUUCUGUAUUGUUGACUUUCAGGGACUAAUGUUGCUGUAUUCAAAAGAUAAGUGGAUAAGUGAUGGAUUUUGAAAAGAUUGUUUCACAUUGCAAUUAAAUUGAAGUAAAUAAUACUGCAAAAUGUUUGUUUAAAAUAAAUUUAUUUACAUACA
Messenger RNA from Limulus polyphemus (Atlantic horseshoe crab), 3701 nucleotides. Its product is annotated as protein hu-li tai shao-like. NCBI's taxonomy places the organism in Eukaryota, Metazoa, Arthropoda, Merostomata, Xiphosura, Limulidae. Gene Ontology annotation, molecular function: actin filament binding. The coding region runs from base 42 to 2492 and encodes 816 amino acids. Gene Ontology annotation, cellular component: plasma membrane; postsynaptic density; cytoskeleton. The record is from RefSeq and is a predicted model, not a curated record. The transcript has 20 exons.